This is a messenger RNA of Saprolegnia parasitica CBS 223.65, 963 nucleotides long. RefSeq lists its product as hypothetical. NCBI's taxonomy places the organism in Eukaryota, Oomycota, Saprolegniomycetes, Saprolegniales, Saprolegniaceae. The record is from RefSeq and is a predicted model, not a curated record. Gene Ontology annotation, molecular function: diacylglycerol O-acyltransferase activity. The transcript is spliced from 3 exons. Gene Ontology annotation, cellular component: endoplasmic reticulum membrane. Gene Ontology annotation, biological process: triglyceride biosynthetic process. Bases 1 to 951 code for a protein of 316 amino acids.
AUGCUGUCUACUGCGCGCGACGUGCUCCUGAGCUACAGCCUCGUCUUUGGCUUCUACACGCUGUGGAUGGUGUCGAUGGCGCUGGCCGUCGCGUCCGUGCCCGUCAUGCUCUUCUCGUCGAGCUACCGCUACUACGUCCUUGCCUUCCACGCGUGCUACUUUUCCUACCGGUACCUCUUCCCGCUCUCGGCGUGGCCGUCGCUCUCCACGGCGCUUGUCGAUAUCUACCAGCGCCACCCGUACUACGCCAAGCAAGACGUGGUGUUUGACGAGGGCGCGGCGCCGGCGAAAGGCCGCUCGAAAACGCUCAUGGCCUACCAUCCGCAUGGCAUCCUCUGCUGUGGCUGGCUCGUCAAUGGUGGCGCGAAUCCGGUCUUCCGCCACUCGAACUUUUCGUGGCUCGUCACCGAUUUGCUCUUCCUCGUGCCCGGCAUGUCGAACCUCUUGGCGUGGUUCCAAGGCGGCCCCGCGGGCCGCACCAACUUUGAGCGCCUCGCCAAGGCCGGCGACAACAUUGCCAUCAUCCCCGGUGGCUUUGAGGAGGCGACGAUCUUUGCCCGCGGCCACCACCGCGUCUUUCUCAAGAACCGCAAGGGGUUUCUCAAACUCGCGCUGCAAUAUGGCUACAAGGUCCAUCCUGUCUACACGUUUGGCGAGGAAGAGACGUAUGCGUCGUUCCCGUACCUUCUCAAGCCGCGUGUCUGGCUCAACAAGUACAAGGUGCCCGGCGUCAUCUUCCGCGGCCUCUGGUUUUGCUUCUACAUGCCAUUCAGAAGUGCGCGCCUCACAACGGUCGUGGGCGCACCGCUGCAGUUGCCGACGAUCGACCACCCGACGAUCGACGACGUGACCAAGUACCACAACCAGUACAUGGCGGCCCUCCAAGAGCUCUUUGACAAGUACAAGGGCCAGUACGCCACCGACCCGAACGCGGUCCUUGAGCUCUUUUAAGUAUCAACUUGA